Messenger RNA from Galendromus occidentalis (western predatory mite), 1200 nucleotides. RefSeq names its product P2X purinoceptor 4. Gene Ontology annotation, cellular component: plasma membrane. The transcript is spliced from 7 exons. Gene Ontology annotation, molecular function: extracellularly ATP-gated monoatomic cation channel activity; purinergic nucleotide receptor activity. The coding region runs from base 1 to 1200 and encodes 399 amino acids. Lineage: Eukaryota; Metazoa; Arthropoda; Arachnida; Mesostigmata; Phytoseiidae. Gene Ontology annotation, biological process: response to ATP; calcium ion transmembrane transport. The record is from RefSeq and is a predicted model, not a curated record.
AUGAGUUUGUCGCGGAAGGUCUGCGACGCGUUGUUCGACUAUCAGACGCUCAAGAUCGUGAAUAUCGGCGACAAGAAAAUCGGUCUGCUGCACAGAAUCAUCCAACUGCUCAUACUCGGAUACAUUCUCGGUUUUGUCAUCAUCUUCAAGAGAGGCUAUCAACAAUUCAGCACGUAUAACUCCGUCACGACAGCCAAAGUAAAGGGUGUGGUUUCAACUCUCGACUAUCGUGAUGAAGAUUUCGUCAAAUCCGUGGCUUAUCCAGCAGCUUAUCGACGGAUUUGGGAUGUAUCCGAUCUGGUUGUGCCCCCGAGCGAACCAGACGCGUUCUUCGUUACAACGAACCUUAUAAUCACUGAACAAGUGACAGCCCGUUGCCCCGAGGAGUUGAUGAAAGAUUCGACCUGCGAAUCCGAUUCGGACUGUGAAGAUGGACGCACUCUUCUGCUGGGUCACGGAUCACAGACGGGGUCCUGUGUCGCCGCAGAUCAUCCGACAGCUCAUCAAGGCGUUUGUGAAAUUCGGGGUUGGUGUCCUGUUGAGUACGACGAAGGACCUCUCAAAGGUAACCAAGCUCUGCUCAGUGGGGUUCAGAACUUCACGGUACUUCUGAAGAACUAUAUUGAAUUCCCUACGUUCCGAUUGAAACUGCGGAACAUCGCCGACAGCCAGAACCGGUCUUAUCUGCAAACAUGUGUUUACAACCCGGACACGCAUCCGCAUUGUCCGAAGUUCCGUCUGGGCGAUAUCAUCAAUGCCACUGGACAUACGUUUAAUAGCAUUGCAGCAAAGGGCGGAGUGGUCCACAUCGUGAUCACCUGGAAUUGCAAUUUCGAUCGACAUAUCAGAUACUGCGUUCCGCGCUACGACUUCAGUCGGAUCGAUGACAGUCGCGCGCAGCUGGGCAGAGGCUGGAACUUUCGACAUUCUCAUUAUCACAAUGCUACGCAAAGGACGCUCUUCAAAGCGUAUGGUAUAACGUUCCGCGUAGCGGUCUCUGCCAGAGGCGGAAAGCUCAAUCUCUUGCCAUUGGCCAUCAACAUAGGUUCGGGACUCGGCCUCUUAGCCGUGGCUAAGGUCGUCUGCGACUUCGUGGUGCUCUACUGCCAUAGCAAUCGGGAGCUCUAUAAACAGCAUAAGGUGCGCUUCGUUGAAAAGGGAGGACGGAAACGCCGGGCAACUAUCAGCAUCACCGUUUAG